Stegodyphus dumicola is the source of this 1186-nucleotide messenger RNA. RefSeq lists its product as uncharacterized. The record is from RefSeq and is a predicted model, not a curated record. Lineage: Eukaryota; Metazoa; Arthropoda; Arachnida; Araneae; Eresidae.
AUUAUCUUUUGAAUUCUUCGCUUGCCUGUAGACUUUAGUAGUGUCUUUGAAUGUGGAAUUGCUAAAUUAAGCAAAGUAAGUCUACUAAACACUAAAGUUUUAAAUAUCAAAAAAUGGCUCGAUUUAAUAUACCAGGAGGAGGUUUCGUAGGAUUUAGAAAAGCAAAGAUUCCUGUGGCGCUGAAGAAGGGUAUAAGGCCAUUUAAAGUAGAAAGUUAUGAAUUUGAAGACGAAUAUAGUGAUGAAAUAUCUCGUCGAAGGUCGUCAAACAUUCUAGAGGAAGAUUUAAUUCCGGACAGGGCCAAAAGUACUGUUAAACCUAGAAAACUAGGAAGGGCGAGGAAGACGUCCAAAAGGCAAAAAACCAAAACAGAUUCAGAAACUGAUCAAAGUGAAGUGGAACCAGGUAUUUCAACUAAAGAAAAGUCAGAUAUUUCAAGGGAAAAGAAGAUGAGCGAAACAAGUGAACAGAAACUAGGUAUUUCAACCGAUGAAAGAUCAAGUACUUCAAGUGAAGAAAGCAUGCCAAGUGAAGAAGAAACAGCUGCGGAAUAUUUCAGUACAGAAGAGUUAGGCAUUUCAAGUUCAGAUGAAACGAAAGAUUCAAAAGAAAAGGAUGUAUUUUCACACGAAAAAGUGAGGGAUACUUUGAGAGAAAAAGAAAGGAAAAUUUCUACUAAACGUACUACAAGUGAAGAAGAGUUGGAAGUUUCAAAUGAAGAAAUCUCAGGUGAAGAAAUAUUAAAGCCUUCAAGUGUUGAAGGUCACAAAGGAUUACCUCAGGAACAGCUCAGUGUUUCUAGUAUGGAAGGAAUUAUUGCAGAUGAUGAGGAAUCAGAAAUUUCAGCUGGAGAGGAAACAGAAAUUUCAGCUGCAGAGGAAACAGAAAUUUCAGCUGGAGAGGAAACAGCAGUUUCAGAUGGAGAGGAAACGGAAAUUUCUGAUGAAGAGUAUACAAAAAUUUCAGAUGAAGAGGAAACAGAAAUUUCAGCUGAAGAGGAAGCAGAAAUUUCAGCCGGAGAGAGAACAGAAAUUUCAGAUUAAGAGGAAACAGAAAUUUCAGCUGAAGAGGAAGCAGAAAUUUCAGCCGGAGAGAAAACAGAAAUUUCAGAUGAAGAGGAAACAGAAAUUUCAGAUGGAGAAGAAUCUGUAGCUUCAAAAAAAGAGGAAGUUACUAGUAAAGAACG